AUGGCAGGACUACGAAGGAUACUCCACAGUUUGUGGAUUUCCCUCUUCUUCCUCUGUUUAUCAUCUACUGCCGAGGACUCAGUGACUCAAUGGCCAUUACACAACGACGGAUACAACAAAGUCGUAGAAUGGGACCAUUACAGCUUCCAAAUCGACACACAGCGGAUCUUUAUCUUCUCCGGAGAGUUCCAUUACUGGCGAAUUCCCGUUCCAGAGCUAUGGAGAGAUAUUUUAGAGAAGGUUAAAGCUGCAGGCUUCACUGCUUUCUCAUUCUAUUCCAACUGGGCUUACCAUGCACCAAACAACGAGACCUUGGAUUUCUCUACGGGCGCUCACGACAUCACUCCACUCUUUGAGCUCGCCAAGGAGAUUGGGCUAUACAUCAUCGUGCGCCCGGGUCCCUACAUCAAUGCUGAGACCACAGCUGGUGGGUUUCCCCUCUGGUUGACGACGGGAGACUAUGGCAGUCUUCGCAAUAACGAUACCCGCUAUACAAAAGCGUGGACGCCUUAUUUUACGGAGAUGUCGAAGAUUACCAGUCGGUACCAAGUUACUGAAGGAGAAAAUGCGAUUUGCUAUCAGAUUGAGAACGAGUACGGUGAUCAGUGGAUUUCCACCACAGAAAAGACUCCUAACGAGACUGCCAUUUCAUACAUGGAGCUCCUUGAAGAAAAUGCCCGUCAAAAUGGAAUCAAGAUUCCGUUGACAUCGAAUGAUCCUAACAUGAACUCACACUCAUGGGGAAGUGACUUCUCCAACGAGGGAGGUAAUGUCGAUAUCGCCGGCGUGGAUUCAUACCCAUCUUGCUGGACUUGCGACCUCAGCGUCUGUGAUUCAACCAAUGGUGCUUACGUAGCAUACCAAGUAGUAGACUACUACGACUAUUUCCAAGACUACCAGCCCACACUUCCUGAAUUCAUGCCAGAAUUCCAGGGAGGCUCCUACAAUCCCUGGGGAGGCCCAGAAGGCGGCUGUCCCGACGAUACAGGCGCCGAAUUCGCCAACCUGUUCUACCGCUGGAACAUCGGGCAGCGCGUCACAGCUAUGAGUCUAUACAUGAUCUUCGGUGGAACGAAUUGGGGCGGUAUCGCAGCCCCAGUAACAGCAAGCAGUUACGACUAUUCCUCGCCUAUUUCAGAAGACCGAUCGAUUGGAUCGAAGUAUUACGAGACCAAGCUUUUGGCCCUGUUCACACGUAGCGCUAAGGAUCUGACUAUGACUGAUCUGAUUGGUAAUGGGACUCAGUAUACUGAUAACUCAGCUGUACGAGCGUAUGAGUUGCGGAACCCGAGCACGAAUGCUGGAUUCUAUGCGGCUUUCCAUGUGACUACUUCGAACGGUACGAAUGAGGCUUUCCAUAUCAAGGUGGAUACCUCUGUUGGGGCAUUGACUGUUCCCAGCCAUGGAGGCGUUGUUCGUCUCAAUGGACAUCAGUCUAAGAUUGUCGUCACGGAUUUCACAUUUGGAUCUGCGAAGCUGCUGUACUCGACUGCGGAGGUCUUGACAUAUUCCAUCUUGGAUGGUGUCCCGACUUUAGCUCUUUGGGUUCCCACGGGAGAGUCUGGGGAGUUCAAUAUCAAAGGCGCAAAGAAGGGAUCGAUCAGUUCAUGCCAAGGGUGCUCAAAGGUUAAGUUUAUCAAAGAGCACGGGGGUCUCACAGCAACCUUCACUCAGUCUUACGGUAUGAGUGUUUUGGAGAUUGACGGGAUCCGCGUUCUCCUUCUGGAUCGGACAUACGCUUAUGAAUUCUGGGCUCCUGCUCUCACUACCAGUCCAUUUGUACCGGAGACAGAAAAUGUUCUCGUCCAAGGCCCUUAUCUCGUCCGUGGAGCCAGUCGAUCCGGAUCCAAGCUUGCCGUAACAGGUGACAUCGUCAAUUCCACCACGCUGGAGAUCUUCGCUCCAAAGGCUGUUACAUCUGUGACCUGGAACGGCGAAAAGAUCUCUACUCGCCGAACGGCAUAUGGCAGUUUGAAAGGCUCACUCUCCGCAUCGAAGUCUGUCACGUUACCGAAAUUGACUUCCUGGAAGUCAAAAGACAGCUUACCAGAGCGAUUCGCUGAUUAUGAUGACUCUGGUGCUGCUUGGGUUGAUGCUGAUCAUAUGACGACACUCAAUCCCAGGACUCCUACAACUCUCCCAGUCCUAUACGCAGAUGAAUACGGUUUCCACAACGGAAUCCGUCUCUGGCGCGGAUACUUCAACGGUAGCGCCUCAGGUGUGAGCCUAAACGUCCAAGGAGGAACAGCUUUCGGCUGGACCGCCUGGUUAAACGGAGAACACCUAGGCUCCUUCUACGGCAACGACUCAGCAGAACAAGCCAGUCUCACCCUCCCCUUCACAAACGUCACCCUACACACCACCAAGCCAAACAUUCUCCUAGUCGUCCACGACGACACAGGCCACGACGAAACAACAGGUGCUCUAAAUCCCCGCGGAAUCUUAGACGCAAAACUCACCGACUCAACCGGCUUCACACACUGGCGCCUAGCCGGAACAGCAGGUGGAGAAAGUAACCUUGACCCCGUGCGCGGCGUCUACAAUGAAGACGGUCUAUACGGCGAACGUGUCGGAUGGCAUUUACCAGGAUACAAAGAAUCAUCAUGGACAAGCGUGAAGGGUUCAUCACUAAGUGUUAGCGGGGCGACUGUAGGAUUUUUCCGCACGACUGUCUCGCUUGAUCUGCCCUCUGAUCAUGAUAUUUCGAUAUCAUUUGUUCUUGGAACACCGUCUAGCUCGGCACUUACCUAUCGCGCACAGCUGUUUGUUAACGGGUACCAGUAUGGACGAUUUAAUCCUUAUAUUGGAAAUCAGGUUGAGUUCCCUGUUCCGCCGGGUGUUUUGGAUUAUAGUGGUGAGAAUACGAUUGCUGUUGCCGUUUGGACACAGUCUGAAGAAGGAGGUAGCAUUUCUGUUGAUUGGAAGGUUAAUUAUGCUGCUGGGAGCUCAUUGAAUACUCGCCAGAUCAACGAUGCAAGUCUUCGACCAGUAUGGACAGAAAAACGACUCGAGUUUGCGUGA
Molecule: messenger RNA, 3021 nt
Organism: Penicillium angulare
Lineage: Eukaryota; Fungi; Ascomycota; Eurotiomycetes; Eurotiales; Aspergillaceae
Product: glycoside hydrolase family 35 protein
Exons: 6
Coding region: 1-3021 (1006 amino acids)
Biological process (GO): carbohydrate metabolic process
Cellular component (GO): vacuole
Molecular function (GO): beta-galactosidase activity
Source: RefSeq, a predicted model, not a curated record